Molecule: messenger RNA, 4227 nt
Organism: Phyllopteryx taeniolatus (common seadragon)
Lineage: Eukaryota; Metazoa; Chordata; Actinopteri; Syngnathiformes; Syngnathidae
Gene: lonrf1
Product: LON peptidase N-terminal domain and ring finger 1
Exons: 12
Coding region: 136-2250 (704 amino acids)
Molecular function (GO): protein binding
Source: RefSeq, a predicted model, not a curated record
ACCUGAGUUUUUAUGUAAGCGACGAGCGUCCGCGGAGAAAGUCCGUGGACGACUCGCCACAGCAGAGAGCAAGAGUCACGUCAAUGACGCCGAAGCUUUAUGUUUUGAAACGACGACAUCAACAACAACAACAACAUGUCGCUCCAGCAGCCCGCAGAGGACGCGGCUUUCUUUGUGGGCGCCGCCCCCGAGCAAGAGCAGCAGCAGCAGCAACUCGUCCUGCGGAAAGCCAACGCGUUCGCCUCGGAGGACUCGCUCAAGGAGGCCAUUUACUGGUUCUCGGUGGCCUUGCGCUGCGGGCCCGUCAGACCCGAACAGCUGAGCACUUUUGUGGACUGUAUAGUGCGGAAGCUCAAGAUAAAGGCCGCCUCCGGUUCGGACUCGCCGUCGGAGCAGGGCCAGCAAGUGUUCGACUGCCCCAAUUGCCAGAGCUUCUUGGGGGACCCCGUGACGCUGGCGUGCGGACACUCGUUCUGUAAGAGGUGCGUGACACGGCGGCUGCUCUCCCGCUGCAAGGUGUGCCAAGAAGCGGUGAGAGGGGACGGCAAGCCCAACGUGAUUCUGGGCGGACUCUUGGCCAAAUGCUUCCCCGGCGAGGCGAAACGCUCCAAAAGACGCGGCCAAGUGGACCAACUGUGCGCGCGCAAACGCUACCGAGACGCCGUCAAGCAAGCGAGCGACUUGAUCCGAGCAGAGCCGGAAACGACAAAGGAGGUGCGACUCUCGCGGGCAGAGGCGUACACGUCCCUGAAGCGGUUUGAUCUGGCUUUGGAGGACAUCGAGUUUUGUCUCGCGUCCGGCUGUUCUGCUGAGGCUUUGUUUCAGAAAGCCACGGUGCUGCGUGAGACGGGCCGAGCGGACGAGUCUCUCCAGGUCUUCCUCAAGUGCCUCGCUGUGGACGAAGACUUCCCCUGCGCAAAGACGCAAGUAGAAAAGAUUCUUUGUGACCUGCUCUCUUCGGCCGAUGACAACGUCAAGGUCGGCCUGAGGGAAACGGCGCAGAACACGUCGCCCCUCUCGCGCAACAAAACCCUCGCGGCCGGCGCCCAAGUCGGGUCGCGUAGUCCGGUCCGAGGACGAAGCCGACAGCGGGUCUGCGCCGCGUCGGCGCACCGGCCAACGGACGAGCGGGAGAAACGGCGCGAGAGUCUCGAACGUCCCGGUCUGAGUCGAGCUCGUUCCCUGCGAUGUCACGGCCCCGGCUGCGGCGAGCGGGCUCUGAAGAGGGUUCGCUCCGCCCCCCUGCUCGGGGAACGGGAGGAGACCAGCCUGCUAAAGAGGAAGUUGUCCGUGUCGGACACUGAGCCUUGCGUCGUGGCCAGCGGUAGUAGCAAGUAUAAAAAACAAGGUGUGAAAACCUCCCCAAAAACUGUAGCCAAAGCCAAAAUGUAUCCAAGCGUUGUUGAGGACCUCAUUGACGCCAAUGACCUCGAGUGCUCUCUCUGCCUGAGGUUGUUCUACGAGCCUGUGACGACGCCGUGCGGCCACACCUUCUGCAAAAGCUGUCUGCAACGCUCUUUGGACCACACGGCGCAUUGCCCCCUGUGCAAAGAGAGCCUGAAAGAGUAUCUCGCGUGUCGGAAGUACACUGUGACAAGCGUGCUGGAUGCGCUGAUCAAACAGUAUUUGCGUCGGGAGUAUGAGGAGAGGUCCAAAACUCACCUGGAGGAGACCAGAGAACUUUCGGACUUGACAAAGAACGUGCCCAUCUUCGUGUGUACCAUGGCCUACCCCACCGUGCCUUGCCCGCUGCACGUAUUCGAGCCGCGUUACCGCCUCAUGAUCCGCCGCUGCAUGGACACGGGCACGCGGCAGUUCGGGAUGUGCAUUAACGAUCCCCACAAAGGGUUUGUAGACUACGGAUGUAUGCUGAUCAUCCGGAGCGUCCACUUCCUGCCCGACGGUAGAUCCGUGGUGGACACCGUCGGAGGGAAGCGCUUCCGAGUCCUGUCCCGAGGAAUGAAGGACGGUUACAGCAUUGCCGACAUUGUCCAUUUGGAAGACGCUCGGGUGGAGGACGGAGAAGAACUGGAGAGCCUCCAAGAGCUCCACGAUGCCGUGUACAAUCAGGCCCGGGUCUGGUUCCAGAACCUCAAGGUCCGCUUCCACAACCAGAUCCUGCAGCACUUUGGACCGAUGCCCGAGCGAGAAGCUGACAUCCAGACGAUGCGCCUCUGUCGGCUUCUUCAAGCCGCGAUCUUCAGCUCUCGCUGGAGCGGUUCGCAGCCCGGUGUGAAGCGGCUGGGAUGAGAAUCGGCAACUCCAAAACUCGCAAAGGGUGGAUUACCCUCUCCCGGUCCGGAAUCGGAGCCUGGCCCGAGCGGAGCACUUCAAGUGUCUCGGGGUCUUGUUGACGAGCGAGGGAAGAACGCUGCGGAGGAUCGACAGGCGGAUCGAUGCGGCGACCGCAGUGAUGCCGCCUUUGCAUCGGUCUGUUGCGGUGAGGAAGGAUUCUGGAUUUAGCGAUCGAUUUCCGUUGCCACCGUCACCGAUGGGGAAGAAGAUGGCGGAUACAAGUGGCCGAAAUGAGUUUCCACCGCAGCCUGUCCGGGCUCUCCCUUAGAGAACGGCUGAGAAGAACUCGUUUGAACAAGUGCAACAUUCUGUACACAAUCUGUUGAGCGAGUGAGCAUCGCGAUGCGGGCAGGAUGAAGUCAGGAGCAUCGCUCGCUUUUAGGGACCGGGAGAUGCGGCAAAUUUUACAAACGGCUAACGAAGACUGAGAAAUUGCUUUUGGACAGUUUUUAAAACAAUACAAUACUGUUUAAAAGUUAAAAUUUACCGUUUGAUUGUCUUUUUUAUUACAGUACACAAACACAGGAAGUAUUUUUAGAGCAUAAACCACAAACGAGACAAAAUAUGUACACUUUGUUACAGUGUAUGCGAAAGCGCAUGCAAAAAAAUCUUUUUCAAGUAACAAAAAAAUUGAGACGAACGAAUUAACAGCUGCAAUCGCCAGCGACUUGGUGGGUGGAAGCGUCAACGAAUGCCGUCCGUUUUUAAGCGUGGCAAAUCAAUCUUGAACUCUGUUGUGAGUCAGUGUGACUCGUCUGUUUUGAAGGAAACUCAGUCCUUGAGGAGGAGGAGGUCCUACCUCAAGCGGAGAAGUUCAAGUAUUUCGGGGUGGAGCGGGAGAUCGACGGGCGGAUCGGUGCAGCGCCCGCGGUCAUGCGGACUUUGUAUCGGUCUUCCGUGGUGGGGAAGGGUUCUGGAUUUAGCGGUCGCUCUCCGUUCCAAGCCUCACCGAUGGUCGCGAGCUGGCGGUCGCGAUGGCGCAUACAAGCGGGCGAAAUGAGUUUCCGCCGCAGGGUGUCCGGGCCGUCCGUCCCUUAGAGAACGGCCGAGAAGCUCGCUCGUCUGAAUCGUGCCGCUGUUCCUCCGCAUGGAGAGGAGUCAGAUGAGGUGGCUCGGGCAUCCGCUCGGGAUGGCCCCCGGACGCCUCCCCGGCUGGCCUGGGAACGCCUUGAUGAAUUGUUGCAGCGCUAGUUUGAAUGUUUUAGGCUCGGAAGCGUUUGUUUUAGCAGCCCAAAAAAUGACGGCAUACUCCGGUGAUGUCAUGAAUGGAACGGAGGAUAGGACCUAAAAAUGCACGACUCCAAAACAAAUGGACAGUUUCAAAAAGAGGUUUAAUAUACGGGCAGAGGUCGGUACACAGGCGGGCAAUCCAAAACAAAGGCAACGGUAGGCGAGGACGAGAAUCGGAACGGGGUCGAGGCUUACUGCGAGUCUGCGACGUGGAAACAAAGAACGCUGGAACGCGACGACAAGGUGCAACCAGACACGAGGUUAAAUGCAGGGGGUAAUUGGGGUGAACGAGGCACACGUGGGGAAAACGCUCUCAGGAGCUGGUGUGUGCGAAACGGGGGGAAGGCAACAACCGGAACACACGCCCAUGACAGUUGAUGUGGCAAAUUAUGCGCGACACAGCGUGGCAGGACUCGACUCCAAUUUCCACUUUUCCAACCAUCCAUUUUCCGUACCGCUUUAUCCUCACGCGGGUCGCGGGCGUGCUGGCGCCCAUCCCCGCCGAUUCCGGGCGAGAGGCGGGUUGCGCCCUGAACCGGUCGCCAGCCAAUCGCAGGGCACGUGGAAACAAGCGACCCUUCGCACUCACAUUCACACCUACGGCCACUUUUAGAGUUUUCCCACUUUUCCACUUGUCCUUUUUUUGGAAAAAUCUUUUCUUGCUGUGUAAUUGAUGAUUUUGAUUGGAUGAUGUGACGAGAA